Messenger RNA from Tuber melanosporum (Perigord truffle), 2630 nucleotides. RefSeq lists its product as uncharacterized. Gene Ontology annotation, biological process: Golgi to plasma membrane transport; intracellular protein localization; exocytosis. The transcript has 5 exons. Bases 266 to 2242 code for a protein of 658 amino acids. The record is from RefSeq and is a predicted model, not a curated record. Gene Ontology annotation, cellular component: exocyst. Lineage: Eukaryota; Fungi; Ascomycota; Pezizomycetes; Pezizales; Tuberaceae.
AGACAGGAGGAAGUAAAUUAAUGAUCAGAACUUCAGACAGGUUCAUGUUUAUAUCUGCGCGAGAUCUCAUUCUAAUUCCUCCUCAACUUAGAAAACCCCAGAAUCUUGUCCCGGGAGUGUCAUUGUUCUGCUGUAAAUACCAGCAGUUUGGACCAUAAGUUAGACUACGGUAGUCUGGAAACCCAACAAUUAUCUCCCCCUGCCCCUUCCCUCCACUCCUAUUACAACCACAACCAGAGUCACGAAUCACCAACAAUAUUACAGAAUGGAUAAAGAUCGAUCUAAAGGCCUGUCCCUUCGAAAGAAGCGGAGCGAAGGCAAACGCUCGGCGAAGCCAGUCAUCGGUCCACCACGACAGGUCCCCAUGCCCCCAAUGCCGGGUGCGAAGCUUGGACCAGCUUCAGGGCCUCCGCAGGUUCGUGUUAGAGACAAACAAAUGGUUGCAGAUCUUGUCAAACGACGAAUGUCUACACGGUUUCCGAUGCCUAGUGAACCGGGUGCUAAUAUCCCAGCCAUGCCAAACUUGCCAUCGGGACCAAACAUGAUUGCAGCUGGGGCUGGUGCACGACUCCCUGUGAAGCAACCUGAACGAUCUGAUGGGGUGAAUCUUGACUUGGAUACCUUUCGUGAUCCAAACUUUAAUCCAGAUGCAUUUGUCGCCACGGUCUUGGCCAAUGCUUCAGAUGAGGAAAUCCGAGACUACCAACGCCGCCUCAAGGACAUCCGUAACCGUACCUCUUCCGAUUUACAGAAAAAUGUGUUCGUGAACCGAACACAGUUUAUCCUUAUCUCAAAAGAAAUUGAUAAGCUCAAGAGUGAGAUGCGUGUUCUGCGGAACCUACUAAACGAUCUACACAACACCACUAGUUCGCUCAAAACGGACUCCGAGAAUUCAAGUACCACAAGUGAUCUCAAAGCUAGAAAGGCAGCGAAUAGGAGUAGUGUGGCUGAUCUCACUGCCUUACAUAUGAGCCAUCUUCAAGCUUUGUGGAAACAAGUUGAAGGGGCACAAAAGUUCCUCCCAUCAGUUCCCGGGAGGCAUAUCAUCUUGGAAUCCCGGCACUGGGUUGAGUUAAACGCUGCCACUUGGAAGCCUCGACGAAUUGUACACAUAGUGCUCUUGAACGACCAUCUUCUUGUUGCUACCGUGAAGAAGAAGCGAACAGAUAACGGAAGCUCCAGCUCUCCUCAGAUCAAAAAUGUAGCCGAGAGAUGCUGGCCUCUUGCUGAAAUCGAAAUGGUGGACUUAUCUCCGAACGACUCCCAAAACGCAAAGAGAGCUCAAGUGUUGAAUGCUGUGAACUUGAGAGUAGGGAAAGAAUCAUUUGUUUAUCAAAACGAAGAUCUCUCCAAGAAGAGUGAGCUCCUCCGCCAGUUCAAAAAAUCUGCAGACGAGCUCCGGAAAGCACUCAGGGCUAAAAGCGAGGACAACCUGCGCAGAAGAGACAGCAUGACUUUCCUAGCAGGUCGUGACCCUAGACUUCUCGAGAACGGGGGCCUAUUAAAUAGUCUUAGCGCGCAUGGUUCGACUAGUGCACUAUUUACUGUUGAGGGGCAGACCCGUAACCUGAGAUGGGUGGAAGCGCAAAUGGAUGAGUUGGAUGAGAAGAUUGCGCACCGCCAGUUCGAGGAGGCUGUUGUCGGUGUGGAAAAACUCCGAGGUCUCGGUCGGGCGCUCACGAGCAACAAUGCUCUAGUAGCAGAGCUGAUCAACUUCAAAGUUGACGAGAGAGCGUCACGACUCGCUACAAUAAUCACAGCAGACCUGACAGAAAACCCAGCUAAGAAGAGUGCGGUCAAAGCGAAUGUCCAAUGGCUUGUCAGACUUGAUUUUGAGGAUCGUGCGCGGGAGGCUUUCCUAGAAGCUAAGUCGGAUGUCAUCAAGAAACGGACUAGACAAGUUAGAUUUGAGGGUGACGUGCCUCUCUACAUCUCCCAAGUUGCUCUUGUACAGUUCACCCUCAUCAAGAACACUGUUGAAAUAUACAAUAGCUGUUUCGAAUAUCGCCUUGCAAGUGCCCUUGUCCGUUGGGCUAAAGAGCGUGCAGACGAGUACAUGGAUAUAUUCGAGCGUCAGCUUCACGCCAUCGAUCAGGAUAGUAACGUUUACGGCGAUUGCAUUGAGAUCACGCGGUUACAUUCUACCAUGCUGGUGGAUUGCGGUCUCGACUUUAAAGAAUUGAAAGAUCCACGAUUGAGGGCUAGGAAGGAUGAUGGUGCUGCAGGUUUGGAACUGAAGUGAUUGUUGAUUGUUGGAUUAGGAUUGCUUGCUUGAGGUUGCAUACUAUAUAUAUAACUCGAUAAUUGGUACUUGCGCUAAGACGUCCAAAACUCCCUAUCUCAGAUAGUGGGCAAAGGCGCUGCGCAAAUAACUCCCUAACCCCGCUGAGGGAAGGGCCAAGUGCUGGAUCCCACCGGCGACCCGAACGUCCUAGCGCGGGUACCAAUUGUUCUUACGGUAUUUGCUUUUCAGUGGGGGAUAGAGUAUGUUUGAAAUACAGGGAUCUUUAUUUACUGUUCGAGUCUUUAUCCUCCACUUCUUUCUCCUCUUUUAUUUAGGCUCUACGAUUUUUAGAUCUUUAGCUACUACUAUUCCUUAUUUGCUUUGACAAUGGAUUGUUCGUAAUGGA